UUGGAUAGUAUCAUCACACGAUUAUUAGUCACGACCAAGCAGAUGUUGCAGGGUUUGGACCAAUGGUCUCAGGGUAUAAUCACUGAAGAAGAUGUGAGCGAUAUCUAUGUCAGACUAGGAAAUGGGUUUGAACAAUGUGUUGAGGCUUUUCAGAAGGUCGGCUUAGAUACCACAGAACUCAGUAAUAUCCCACAGGAGCUCCGCAUCUGUCUCGAACAAGCUUUGGCGGAAGAUCCUGACCCCCAAACUUUGACGGAAUAUUACCCUCAAAUCCGAAGCAUCAUAUAUGACCUUCUCAACGGUUUGAAGAUCAAGCAAGCCGCUUAUAAACGACUUCUCGCAGAACGGAAUGGGGUGGAUAUAUCUGUCCCUCAAUCAAUCGGACCUCCUAUACUCCCUAUACUCAACCUUCCUUCCAGCACGAGUCUGGACUUUUCUCAUCCCAGUCCACCCAGUGGAAUGCCUGAGGUGCCUCCAGAAACGAGAGCGACACUUGCAGCUUUACAACGAUCAGAUGCGCUCGAAAGACGCGCCAGCAAAAGGUUCUCUUCAUAUACCUUCAACAAGAUGCUCCCCACCACUGAACCGACGAAAAAGGUCGUUGGUAGUCCUCAGAGACCUAUGAGACGUGCUGAUCGUCCUCCACCCAUGCCUGCCUUGCCGGAAGUACUCCGAACGCCAGACUCCGGUGAGAUUGGACAAGAAGCCACUCCUAGACCUGGGGACGGCUUCGCACGUCAGUCGGAUAUGUCUUCACCAUCCCCUCGCAUUUCGGUCUAUUUGCAGAUUGGACGACAGGUCAAGAAAGCAACGUUGGAUCUACCUGUAGACUUGUCGUCUCUGAAAUUGAUGUUCAUGGAGCGAUUCGAGUAUGAUCCGGGUAUGGAGGAUUUUCCAGAUGUUUAUAUCCGUGACCCUCGAACUGGUGUUCAAUUCGAGUUGGAAGAUAUGGACGAGUUGAAAGAGGGCUGUAUUUUGAAUUUAAACAUUGAGCCGCUGGAUCAGGUCAAACAACACUUCGACACCACUGUUGCGACUUUGAUGCAAGAGAUCAAGGAAAUGAGAUCGGCCGUCGAACAAUCAAGUCGAGCGUCUAUAACACCAUCUUCAUCCGCACUGCUGGCCGCACCUACUUCACAACCUGUUAGAUCUUCUCCAUCUCCGACGAAGGCAUCAGACCUUCCAUCCAUAGCUUCUUCUCCGACGGCCGCUGUUCAAUCUCUUCGACGAGAUCUCGCUGUCAUGCGACAAGUCCAUGUUGAUUUUCUCGCCGAUACCAAAGAAUCUUUCUCACGUCUUCGAGCCCAAAAUUCCUCCAUGAGAGAAGUGGUCCGUACCAAAAUGUCUGGUUCCCGUGCUUUACUCGACAAUUCGAAAACCAAAUUGGAAUCACAAUGUCAAGAUGCUAUUCAAGCGGUUGAAGAAGUUCUUGACACUCUUGAUGCCGCUCGAGAAGAUGCUUUACGUCGUUUUGUUUCUCCAUCCAGAGCACAAAUGACUUCUAUUCGAGCCGAUCUUGAUAAAGCCAGUGCGUUGGUAGAACAAGUGACUCGAGAUGUGACAUCAGCGGAUCCCACUUGGAGAGCCACAUGGGCGUUCGAAUUGAACAGAGUCAUGGAAGAACAGAAAUUAUUAAGUUAUCAAAGUAAACUCGCUCAAGAUCUCAAGAAUGAUAUUAAACAAGCUGUUGAUAUGUUACAAAACGUACAGGAUUUCGUUGAUCAAAGAGCUGCCAUGCGUGCUGCAGGAACUACACCAAGUAAAGGUUUCCGACCUCCCUCACCUGAUGAAUCGGGAGGAUUACCAAAUCUCUUGUUAGAGAUCAGAACGAAGGAGAUGGAUCCUAAUCAACGUUUAAAAGCUAUAGAAGCUCAACAAAAGGCUAGAGAGAGGGAAUUGGCCAAUCGCACAGAUGAAUUUUCGUCAGAGUUGCAAGGAUUUGUCAGUGGGAGGAAACUUAAAAAGACGGGAGGAACGGAUGAGGCUGAAAGAGCGAGACAAAGAAGACAGGAACAGACCUUGAAGAGAAUGUUGACGGGUGAACAAGGAGGUGGGAUUUUAACUCCACAAGUGACUGGUGCGAGUGUUAAAUCACCUCCUGCUACGGUCACCGGGGGUAAGAUGGUCAGCUCUUCAACCAGUUUGGCAGGUACACCGAUUAGUCCCACUGCUCCUGUGACCGAGUAA
Molecule: messenger RNA, 2187 nt
Organism: Tremella mesenterica DSM 1558
Lineage: Eukaryota; Fungi; Basidiomycota; Tremellomycetes; Tremellales; Tremellaceae
Exons: 7
Biological process (GO): establishment of cell polarity
Cellular component (GO): cell tip; cytoplasm
Molecular function (GO): cytoskeletal regulatory protein binding
Source: RefSeq, a predicted model, not a curated record